GUGCACCCGAGUCCCGGUAGUGCUCGCACCUUGGUGUGGGCACUACCCCUGACGGCGUCAUGCAACAUGGUUACGGAGGAAAACGAUGAACAUCCGCACACCGAAGACGAAAAGACACCAACUCAGGAGCGGGACAGCAAUCUUUUGGCCCGUUCCGAUAGUACGGAAAUAUUGAUUCAAAGUAGCGUCGAUGACAUCUUUGAUGUUAUUAAGGCGGGAGAGUUAGCUGAAGUGGAGAAUCUCGUGGAAAAAGUGGGUCCAGAGGCGCUCAGUGCACGGGAUAAACAUGGCUACACUCCGGCCCACUGGGGUGCGCUAGACGGGAACGUGGAGAUGAUGCGUUAUCUAGUUGAACGCAACGCUCCAGUUGAUUUGCCUUGUUUAGGAACCCAAGGCCCACGACCGAUUCAUUGGGCUUGCCGUAAGGGGCAUGCCGCGGUGGUGCAGGUUCUAUUACAAGCUGGUGUUGCUGUUAAUGCUGCUGAUUUUAAAGGAUUAACUCCUUUGAUGACAGCAUGCAUGUAUGGUAGAACUGCAACGGCUGCUUACUUGUUAGGAAUGGGAGCCCAGAAUCAUCUAACGGAUAUUAAUGGUGACACCGCUUUGCAUUGGGCUGCUUACAAGGGCCAUGCCGAUUUGAUCCGAUUGCUGAUGUACUCCGGUGUGGAUUUACAAAAGACGGAUAACUUCGGUUCAACGCCACUGCAUUUGGCCUGCCUUUCAGGCAAUUUACAGUGCGUUAAACUCCUUUGUGAAAAGCGUAACCUCGAACUUGAGCCAAGGGAUAAAAAUGGCAAAACUCCACUAAUGUUGGCUCAAAGCCAUCGUAACAACGAGGUCGUCAAACUACUACACAAUGAACUCAAAAAGAGGAAAUCCAGAUGGAUGCCGCCAGUUUCGGAGAUGUGGAGUUUACUGUUUGGAGGGGGCGGCGCUUCAAAGGGUCCACUGAUUCUGUUUCUCUUCUCAGUGCUUCUUUGGGGUUAUCCAAUGUACAUGAUAAGGUGUAUCCCAAUAACGUGGAAUAUUUUGAGGCGCUCGCACUAUUGUUUUAUCUAUUGGAACGCCGUUAUGUGGAUAAGUUGGAUCAUCGCAAAUCGGCGAGAUCCAGGCUACAUUCCAUUAAAUUCGGACACCUACUACAGAGCAAUCAAACAGAUUCCUUAUUUUGAUAAGUGGAAGAAACGAAACGUGAUUUUAUCUAGACUUUGUCACAGCUGUCGAUGUUUGAGACCGCUGCGUGCCAAACAUUGCCGAAUUUGCAAUCGCUGUGUUUCGUACUUUGAUCACCAUUGUCCAUUCAUCUACAACUGCGUGGGACUUCGUAAUCGCAUGUGGUUCCUGCUUUUUGUGCUAAGCAUUGCGAUCAAUUGCUCGUUUACGAUCUACUUCGCGUGUUAUUGUGUAAUGAUUGAAGGAUUCAGCUUGUUGUAUGUUCUGGGAUUGGUGGAAGCGUUCGUGUUCUGCGGAUUGGGAUGGAUUCUCACUUGCACAUCAAUCCUACACGCCUGCAUGAAUCUUACAACAAACGAAAUGUUCAACUAUAAGCGCUAUCCAUACCUACGCGAUAAGCGUGGUCGCUAUCAGAACCCAUUCUCUCGUGGUCCGGUUUUAAAUUUGUUUGAGUUUUUCGUUUGCCUUCCGGACCGUCAAGAUGAGCAGGACAUUAUGCUGGACGAGAAUCUUUGA
Sabethes cyaneus is the source of this 1689-nucleotide messenger RNA. RefSeq lists its product as uncharacterized. The coding region runs from base 67 to 1689 and encodes 540 amino acids. Gene Ontology annotation, cellular component: Golgi membrane. Gene Ontology annotation, biological process: protein palmitoylation. The transcript is spliced from 4 exons. Gene Ontology annotation, molecular function: palmitoyltransferase activity; protein binding. The record is from RefSeq and is a predicted model, not a curated record. Lineage: Eukaryota; Metazoa; Arthropoda; Insecta; Diptera; Culicidae.